Sphenostylis stenocarpa is the source of this 2850-nucleotide messenger RNA. NCBI's taxonomy places the organism in Eukaryota, Viridiplantae, Streptophyta, Magnoliopsida, Fabales, Fabaceae. The record is from the annotation of a GenBank genome assembly.
AUGGAACUCACGAGGUUCAUUUUGGCUCUCUUCUUCUUGCUAAUGAUGACGGUGGGAUCUUCGGGUUCUACGAACCAUUGGAGAAAAAAAAGGGUUCGUGAGCCGUGCAAGAAGUUGGUGUUCUAUUUCCACGAUAUAAUAUACAAUGGCCAUAACUCCAAGAACGCAACUUCAGCCAUUGUGGGAACACCCGCAUGGGGAAAUAAGACCAUACUAGCAGGGCAGAACCAUUUUGGCGAUGUGGUUGUGUUCGAUGACCCUAUCACCUUGGACAACAAUUUGCACUCACCACCCGUAGGACGUGCCCAAGGGUUUUACAUUUACGAUAAGAAAGAGAUUUUCACGGCUUGGCUUGGGUUCUCAUUUGUGUUCAACUCCACGCAGCAUAAGGGUAGCAUCAACUUCGCAGGUGCUGACCCUUUGAUGAAUAAAACUAGGGACGUUUCUGUGAUCGGAGGGACUGGUGAUUUCUUCAUGACUAGGGGUGUGGCCACUCUCUCUACGGAUGCUUUUGAAGGAGAAGUUUAUUUCAGGCUUCGUGCGGAUAUCAACUUGUUCGAAUGUUGGGGGCACUUUCGCGGUCCCAACUCAAUACACAGUUGGAGUGGAUUUUCAACGUCAAGACAACGCUCUCUUUCGCAAAACCAAGAAACUCUUGCUCUGUUUUCUCCUGCCUUUGCUAUGAGUUCAGAUGCGAGUAGAGAACGAGGUGCAUCAACCGUGUAUGCACUUAUUAUGUUAAGCGCAGAUGAUAAUGGCGAAGGUGGAGUUGUUGCUUUGUAUUCACAGCUUUGCAGAAGUGCGAAAUUUUGUUUGCUUCCUAAUCAUCAAGCUUCUGAUGAGGAGCUUUCUACAUAUCGCAAACCUGGUUCCUCAAAUAGAAGUACACUACCCUCGCCUUUGAAAAGAUUCAUUGAGAAGCACAAGAGUACGAAGAUGGCUUUGCUUAUUUUUGUUUUACUGGGUGCUUGCAUGGUAAUUUGUGUUGGUGCACUCAUGCCUGCCAUUUCUGUUCUUUCGUCUGUUGAAGGCCUGAAAAUUGAAGCAAAGAUUACAAAUAAAAGUAUAGUGUCUUGUAUUUCUUGUGUUCUACUGGUUGGACUCUUUGUUAUGCAACAUCGUGGCUCCUACAUGGUUGCAUUUGUGUUUCCUCCCAUAAUCAUCCUGUGGUUACUGACUAUUUUCGUGAUUGGCAUUUACAAUAUCAUCAAGUGGAACCCAAGUGUAUAUCAGGCUCUUUCUCCAUAUUAUAUAUACAAGUUCUUCAGGCUUACAGGAAAAGAUGGCUGGACUAAUCUUGGAGGAGUAUUUCUGUGUGUUACAGGAACUGAAGCUAUGUUUGCAGACCUUGGUUACUACAAACAAAAACCUCUAAGGGUUGCAUUUUGUUGUGUAAUUUACCCAUGUCUAGUUCUUCAAUACAUGGGGCAGGCUGCCUUUCUUUCCAAGAAUUUAUCUGCAGUGCCUAUAAGCUUUUAUGCUUCUAUUCCAGAUGUUCUAUUUUGGCCAGUCUUUGUGGUGUCUGCUUUGGCAGUAAUUGUUGCAAGUCAGGCUGUCAUUGCUUCAACAUUCUCUGUAGUCCAACAAUGCCAUGCGUUUGAAUGUUUCCCUCGGGUUAAGGCGGUACAUUCCAGAAGGUGGAUUCCUGGUCAGACAUAUAUACCGGAGAUAAACUGGAUUCUUAUGAUGAUCAGCUUGGCUGUGACAGUGGGUUUAGGAGACAAGAACCGUAUAGGAUAUGCUUAUGGGAUUGCAUAUCUGAUUGUGGUGUUUGUAACGACAUGUUUGACAUCACUAGUCAUCAACCUUGUAUGGCAUCGAAGUCCUAUAAUUGCUCUGGCAUUUGCUUUAUUCUUUGGUUCGAUAGAGAUUCUGUUCCUGUCAUCCUAUUGCACGAAAAUCCUAAAAGGUGGCUGGAUUCCGCUCUUGCUUUCGGGAGUCUUCAUGGUUGUUAUGUAUGUAUGGCAUUAUGGUUCUAGGAAAAAGUAUUUAUUUGACAUGCAUAACAAAGUUUCAAUGAGGUCGAUCCUUGAAUUAGGUCCUAGUCUUGGGAUUGUUAGAGUUCCUGGAAUGGGCCUUAUCUACACUGAAUUGGCUACUGGAGUCCCUGCCAGUUUUACUCAUUUCUUGACAAAUCUGCCAGCUUUUUACCAAGUGGUCGUUUUUGUUUGUGUUAAGACUGUACCUGUGCCUUGUGUGCCACAUGAAGAACGUUACCUCAUUGGCCGAAUUGGUCCCAAAACUUACCGAUUGUAUCGAUGCAUUGUUCGAAAUGGCUAUAAAGAUGUGUAUACUCAUGAAAAUGAUUUUGAAAAUGACCUUGUGAUGAGCAUAGCAGAAUUCAUUCAAUUGGAAGCAGAAGGUUGCUCUGGAAAUGCAGAGGGUUCAGUGGAUGGACGGAUGGCAGUUGUUAGGACAUCAGGGAAGUUUGGGACACGAUUGCUCGUGUCAGAAUCUUCUGGUUUUGAGCAAGGCAACAAUAUUAAUCUUUCUGGAGCUUUGACUGUUACUAGCAGUAAAUCUCCUACAUUAAAGAGGCUGCAGGCCAUGUAUGAGCAGGAAUCGCCUGAACUCAACACUAGACGACGGAUUCUAUUCGAGUUGCAAAAUGUAAUAUACAAAGACCCACGUGUCAAGGAAGAACUCAUGGAACUUGUAGAAGCCCAGCGCACUGGAGCGGCGUAUGUAAUAGGUCAUUCUCACGUAAAGGCCAAGUGGAACUCAUCAUUUAUAAAGAAGUUUGCUAUCAACCUCUAUUCUUUUCUGCGGAAAAAUUGCCGGUCCCCUGCAGUUGGUCUAAACAUUCCUCAGAUUUCUCUAAUUAAGGUAGGAAUGAAUUAUCAUGUGUAG